Molecule: messenger RNA, 1565 nt
Organism: Myripristis murdjan (pinecone soldierfish)
Lineage: Eukaryota; Metazoa; Chordata; Actinopteri; Holocentriformes; Holocentridae
Gene: taf11
Product: TAF11 RNA polymerase II, TATA box binding protein (TBP)-associated factor
Exons: 6
Coding region: 209-823 (204 amino acids)
Biological process (GO): transcription initiation at RNA polymerase II promoter; RNA polymerase II preinitiation complex assembly
Cellular component (GO): nucleus; transcription factor TFIID complex
Molecular function (GO): protein heterodimerization activity; RNA polymerase II general transcription initiation factor activity
Source: RefSeq, a predicted model, not a curated record
UGCUACACCGGCCAACGACGCAUGCGCCCUAACCAAUGUAUGCUAACGCAGUGGAGUUAGCUUCAAGUCGUUAACCGGUACCCAUUAAAUUCACAGAAAUUGCUUUAAUUACACCUCUUUUGGAUGUGUGUGUGUGUCAACUUAAUGCACAAAUAACUGAAUCAGAAGCUGGUCGCCAGUCAUAUCGGGACUGAUUGAUUGAUUGAUAAUGGCAGACCCAGCGCGGAUCAAGAUUGAAGGCACACCCGAGACACCUUCAGCUAACGAGGAUCGUCCUAAAUCAGUGGACCCCGAGGAUGUGCCUGCCUCAGUAAAUGUGAAAGAUGAACCCAAGGAGUUCUCCUCUCAGGCUCAGCACAAACAGGAUGCUAAAGCGGAUCCAGUGGCUGGAGAAGAAGAGGAGGACGGACCCUCGGGCCAACCUGCGUCCAAAAGGCUGAAGGUAGAACCAGAGAAGAAAAAGGAGAAGAGACACAAGGUUGAUGAGGAUGAAAUACAGAAGAUGCAGGUUUUAGUGUCGUCCUUUUCUGAAGAGCAGCUCAAUCGCUACGAGAUGUACAGACGGUCCGCUUUCCCCAAGGCUGCUAUCAAGAGGCUGAUCCAGUCCAUAACAGGAUCUUCAGUCUCUCAGAAUGUUGUGAUUGCCAUGUCGGGCAUUUCAAAGGUUUUUGCGGGGGAAAUUGUUGAGGAAGCUUUGGAUGUUUGUGAAAAGUGGGGAGACACACCACCGCUGCAGCCCAAGCACAUGAGAGAGGCAGUGAGACGGUUGAAGAGCCGAGAGCAGAUUCCCAACACCAAGUACAAGAACAUUCUUUUUCACUGAGUCACCAGCACCACGGGUCAUGUGAGGACGGACAGGCAGCCUGUGCCAGGUAGUGGUGACCCAAAAUGUGGACAAUUUAUCGAAUCAUUAACCAACCAACCAACCGAGCGCAGACGGGAUUCUCUGCCAGCUUACCAAAGCUGUGAUUGAUUAAGGCAGUGUAGCUUGGAGUUACCCUGUUGAAUUAAGCUUUUGUUACUGUUAUAAUAAAUGCCUUGUACAGUACAGUUCAAAUGAUUCUGUAUACUUUAUUUUUGGUUGUAAAUAUGUUUCAUUUUGAUAUGAGAACAUGGAACAUUUUUUUUUCUUGUGCUUGUAGUAAAUGUUUAUUUUGUGCCACAAAGGUAUUUUACUUAGCCAAGGACCUUUGGUAAAGGGUUGUUAGGGAAAAUUAUGUGCAGUUUCUGCAAUUAUUUGCAAUAUACCUUCAUGACAUUCUAGUUGUGAUUCUAAAUUGAGAUUUUUAUUAAACGUUUGAAUGCAAUUUAUAAUCUUGUCAUUAACUAAUCACAUUGGUGCUCUUUCCAACCCACAUUUUUAAUCACACUAAAGAAUAUGUCUAUCAUGUUGAUGAAUUGAGUAAGCAUGUGCUGGUCUAAAUGUAAUAGUAAAGCAGAGCCCCCCGCCCCCCAAUUUUACAAGGAAAAUCUUAAACUUUUUUUUUUUUUUUUUUUUUACCUGAAUCUGAACCACAUACAAUAAAGAGGGAGUUUCAAAGACAGGCCUCUAUCUAGUAUAUCUU